AUGUCUUUUGAUAUUGAUAGUGACAGCGACAAAGAAGCGGCUAAGUCGAAAGCCAACCUAGCAGAGGGCGAGGACGCCCUAGAUUGGCUGAAGCCGCGUACGCUCAUCAAACCUGACGACCAGGAGGACAUUCCAGAAGCUGACCUUGACGAGGAUGUUGGCCGAGUUCUGACGCAGAUCAACCCGCAGUGGGUUGCCGAUGAAGUAGCCUACCACUACGGAAGGAACAUGUUCACCUUCAAACCAAAGCCAACCUUUGGCAAGGCGUUCCCACUGUUCAUCUAUCAGGGCACCGCUAUUCGUAAGGAUUCCGACGAGGCUAAACAACAAAUUGCUGCCGGUUACGGUAUGGUGGGCUUCGACGACGCCGGACCAAAGCGCGCAAAGGUUAAGAAGACAACGGAAGACGCAGAGGAGGAGGAGGAACCCGAGGCGGAGGCGCCGCCGCCCGCCGGCGAGGAGGCCAAAGUCGAAGAGGAGCAAAAGCCGGAGGAGGAAAAGCAAGAUCAAGCGGCGGAAGCGGUAGAGGGCGAGCAACAAGGAGAGGGCGCUGCCGAGGAAGCCGAGCCGGAAGAGGCGGAGGCAGGGGGCGAAGCCCCCGGCGGCGGUGAUGAGGAGAUCGUCAUCAGGCCGCGCGUCAAGAAGCUGGCCAACCAGUUCAACUUCUGCGAGCGGGCUGCUCUCACCUUCAACAACCCGAGACGUUCAGUCGAAACCCAAACGAUCCCUCCUGCGCGAGCGAACUUCAGCGGCGUGGCCUUACAGAGCAUCAUUUUCGAUUACUACCAAGAGGACUACGCCAGGAAACUGAAGGAGAAGGAAGAUGAGAAACCCAAGAGAUUGCGGAAGAAAGCAGCCAAGCACGCGAAGUCCGCGCAGCAGAUCCACGACGAGCAACUCGCACAGCGCGUGCGCGAGGCGUGGGCCGUGCUCGAGCGCCUCGUCAACCAGAACAUCUAUGACGACAUUGCUCAAGACUACCGCUACUGGGACGACCCAUCAGACGAGUUCCGCGAAGGCAUGGGCUCUCUGCUGCCGCUGUGGAAGUUCCAGUACGAACCUAUGCGCAGCCACGCGGUCUGUGACGUCGCUUGGAACCCGCACUAUCAAGAUUUAUUUGCCGUCGCUUAUGGUUCCUUGGAUUUUACUAACCAACAAAACGAGGGAUGCCUCUGCAUGUACAGUAUCAAGAAUCCCGCAUACCCUGAGUAUGCAGUCGUUACCGAAUCACCGCUCAUUUGCCUCGAUGUUUACCAUGAGACGCCUUACCUUAUUUGCGUCGGCCGCUACGAUGGUAAUGUGUGCGUUUACAACGCUCAAUUGACGUUGGAGUCUUCUUACCAGUACAAAUCGGAUUCCGUUAAAGACAAACACAGCAGCAUUGUAUGGGAGAUCCGCUGGGGUCCCCGCCUGCUUGACGGCGAGGCUUCUUUCUUCUCAAUCUCCGGGGACGGUCGCGUGGUGCAGUGGGCAGUGAUGCCGGGCGAGCUGCAGGCUACAACCAUUAUUACGCUGCAGUCGCCUGUCGCCCCUAUACCUGGACCCGACGGGACCAUGCUCACCGUUAACAGUUGCGGCAGCUGUAUCUGCUUCCACCCCGAGAAACACGAGAUUUUCAUGGUGGGGACGGAAGACGGCAUGAUCCAUACUUGCUCCUUGAAAUAUAAUCGCAACUACGUGCGCUCAAUACAGGCCCACCAUAUGCCGGUGUACAGAAUCAACUACAACUACUUCAAUAAUAGCAUUUACGCGUCUUGCUCUGGCGAUUGGAGGGUAAAGAUAUGGGAAGAUGGAAGAGAUGAACCCCUGUUCAUGUUCGAACUGGGUGCUGCGGUAGGCGACGUGAAGUGGGCGCCCUACUCCAGCACCGUCUUCGCGGCGUGCACUGCCGAGGGAAAAGUGUACGUGUACGACUUGAACGUAAACAAAUAUCGGCCAAUUUGCAUCCAAGCCGUGGUCUAAAAGACGAAGAAAUUGACGCGACUGGACUUCAAUUCACGACUGCCGGUCAUCGUCUGCGGCGACACUAAGGGAACCUGUCACGUGUUAAAACUGUCACCGAAUUUACGAGUCAUGUGCAAGCCACCUAAGAAAGCAACUGGCGUUGACCAGAGAACACUUCAGAUAAUGAAGUUGGACAAGCUGCUGACCCUAGUUCGCGAUCCGCCUUAUAAAGUCGGAGUUGUGGAUGAGAAAUUUGAAGACGACUAAAAAUUUACUAUACCUUUUACAAAUUAUUUACGAUAUUAUUAGCUAUAAAACUAUUUAUAUUACAAAUAAAACUCCA
Molecule: messenger RNA, 2287 nt
Organism: Leguminivora glycinivorella
Lineage: Eukaryota; Metazoa; Arthropoda; Insecta; Lepidoptera; Tortricidae
Product: dynein intermediate chain 2, ciliary
Biological process (GO): outer dynein arm assembly; cilium movement
Cellular component (GO): outer dynein arm
Molecular function (GO): dynein light chain binding; dynein heavy chain binding
Source: RefSeq, a predicted model, not a curated record